Molecule: messenger RNA, 1518 nt
Organism: Peniophora sp. CBMAI 1063
Lineage: Eukaryota; Fungi; Basidiomycota; Agaricomycetes; Russulales; Peniophoraceae
Source: the annotation of a GenBank genome assembly
AUGGCACCGCGCCCUCGAACACUCGCUUUGGCGGCUUUGGCGCUGGCGCCUUCCGGCGCGCUUGCUGGGGCUGUGCAAGCGGCGAACUUGACAUUGCCAUCAUCGGCUGCUGCGAACAAGCAGGCCGUUGUCGACAUCUUCACUUCAUCCUACAAUGCGUACAAGGAAUACGCGUACGGUCACGACGAGGUCGCGCCCAUCAGCAAGGGCUUCCUUGACCCUCGCAACGGCUGGGGCGCGUCUAUCAUCGACGGAAUGACUACUAUGUACAUCAUGGGUCUAACAGAUCUGUUCAACGAUGCGGUCUCAUUCGCAGAGAAGAUCGACUUCAGCGUGAACGCGGCACCACAGGACGACGUCUCCGUCUUCGAGAGCACGAUCCGUUAUGUUGCUGGGCUCAUCAGCGCGUACGAGCUGUCCGGGAAGCAAAACAAGAACCUUAUCGACAAGGCUGAGCAGCUAACGAGCCGCAUGGUCGACAUCGCGUUCGCGAACAACAUCACGGUGCCAUAUGGACAUCUCAACUUCACGACGAACACCGGGAUCCAAUCGACGUCCAACAUUGCCGAGGUUGGCACCUUGACGCUCGAGUAUGACCGGUUGAGCUUGUACACCGGAAACAACACGUAUCGCCAGCUCGCGGAGAAUGCCGCGAAGUAUCUCGCUACGUACCCCAAUACGCCGCUCCCCGGUCUUCCCGGGCAGUGCAUCGAGCCCGGUACAGGCUCCUUCGCCUGUGACUACGUCACAUGGGGUGGAGGAUCAGACAGCUACUUCGAGUACCUCAUCAAGUACGCGCGCUUGACGAACAACGCCGAUGAGACGUAUGUCAACGCAUGGAAGCUCGCCGUCGACUCGAGUAUCCAUUCCCUAAAGAAGAAGAGCACUAUUGGCAACUACACCUACAUCACGGACUACGAUGGCAGCCGGAACGUGUAUGUCAGCUCGCAUCUCGAGUGCUUCCAUGCUGGGAAUUGGUUGCUUGGUGGGAAGCUUCUCAACAACGAUACUAUCGUUGAGGUCGCGCUCGAGAUGAACGAGGCCUGCUGGAAUACCUACAACAGCACACUCACCGGCAUCGGCCCCGAGGUCUUUGCCUUCGUAGGCACGGAUGGAAACUACACCGGCUCGUCCAUCUCUGCCGAUCAACUCAACUUCUAUAACGAGCACGGCUUCUACAUCACCGACGCUGACUACAUUGAGAGGCCCGAGGUACUUGAGAGCAACUUCUACGCGUACCGCGUCACUGGUGACCAGAAGUACCUCGACCGCGCCGCAUCGGCCGUCGCGAGCUUCAACAAGUACCUCAAGCUCGACAACGGCGGCUACACGGACAUCAGCAAUGUCAAUCAAGCCAACAGUUCUCGCUACGACGAGACUGAGAGCUUCUGGUUCGCGGAGGUCCUGAAAUACUUGUACCUCACUUUCGACGACCCGUCGCAUAUCUCGCUUGACGAAUACGUAUUCAACACGGAAGCACACCCCUUCAUCGCACCGGCUGCGCUAACCCAGUACUAG